Helianthus annuus (common sunflower) is the source of this 1673-nucleotide messenger RNA. Its product is annotated as heparan-alpha-glucosaminide N-acetyltransferase. The transcript is spliced from 13 exons. The record is from RefSeq and is a predicted model, not a curated record. The coding region runs from base 44 to 1519 and encodes 491 amino acids. NCBI's taxonomy places the organism in Eukaryota, Viridiplantae, Streptophyta, Magnoliopsida, Asterales, Asteraceae.
UGUCAGGAAGAAAGCAGUCAGUCAAAUUUUUGAACUGGGAAAAAUGUCGUCAAUAGUACCGGUAACAGAAACGGACGAACGGAGCCCCCUUCUUCAAAAUUCAUCUCACUACGCCGGCGAGAUAACUCCGUUUACUUCACCGUCACCGGACGAUCAAGAUCUCCCUUCAUCUUCAACCAGACCUACCAACUCCACCGAUCCUAAGCAACGCCUCGUUUCUCUCGACGUUUUCCGUGGUCUCACCGUCGCCUUGAUGAUUUUGGUUGAUGAUGCUGGAGGAGCUUUUCCUUCUAUAAAUCAUUCUCCGUGGUUUGGUGUUACCCUCGCCGAUUUCGCUAUGCCGUUUUUCCUGUUUAUUGUUGGUGUAUCUGUGAGUCUUGUAUUCAAGAAAGUUUCUAGCAAACCAGCAGCCACGAAGAAAGUUGUAGUUAGAACUAUCAAGCUGUUUCUCCUGGGUUUGGUUCUGCAAGGUGGAUACUUCCAUGGACGUGAUGAUUUAACUUAUGGAGUUGAUAUCAACCAAAUACGGUGGAUGGGUGUGCUUCAGAGGAUUGCAAUUGGAUACCUGUUGGCAUCAAUAACUGAGAUCUGGUGUGUUAACAAUAAUGAAGUCAAUUCAGCCAUAGCAUUUGGAAAGAAAUACUACAUUCAAUGGGUGGUGGUUUUCUUACUAGGCAUAUUAUACAUGGCUUUAUUGUAUGGUCUUUAUGUCCCAGACUGGACAUUCGAAGUUGUGAAUGAAAGUUCUUCGUUAUCAGUACUGAAUUAUGGAACAGAGACUCAAACUGUACACUGUGGAGUCAGGGGUAGUCUAGAACCUCCCUGCAAUGCAGUUGGCCUGAUUGACCGGUUUAUCCUCGGUGAAAGUCAUCUAUAUCAACGUCCUGUGUACAAGAGAACCGAGGAAUGCAGUAUUAAUUCUCCUGAUUAUGGACCCCUACCACCAAACGCCCCUUCUUGGUGUCUUGCUCCAUUUGAUCCAGAAGGACUGUUAAGUUCAUUAAUGGCUGCAAUCACAUGUUUUUUGGGGUUGCAAUAUGGACAUAUUAUGGUGCAUUAUAAGGGUCAUAUGCAGAGGAUUAUUAUAUGGUUGGUUUGUUCCUCCUCACUGCUUGUCUUGGGUUAUGUUUUUACAGUCAUAGGUGUCCCUUUAUCCAAACCAUUAUACACAUUGAGCUACAUGUGCAUCACAACAGGAGCUUCAGGCAUUCUCUUGAUAGCUAUUUAUUACACAGCUGAUGUCAUCAAUAUCCGAAAACCUAUGAUAUUGUUUCAGUGGAUGGGAUUGAAUGCUCUAAUUGUUUAUGCUCUAGCUGCUUGUGACAUUUUUCCAGCAGCUUUACAAGGCGUCUAUUGGCGUUCCCCUGAAAACAACCUGAUUACAGCUACAGAGUUGUUGUUUGAGACCGUUCUUCAUUCUGAGAAGUGGGGUAAGUUGGCAUUUGUUCUGUUGGAAAUUCUAUUUUGGGGUCUUGUUGCAGGAUUCCUACAUAUAAAAGGGAUAUACAUAAAACUGUAAAGUUUGUCCAAUUCCUUCCAUGUAAUUACCAACCUUUGAGUGAUAUAAAAGGACAUAGCUAUGGUUUUGUUAGUAACACAUUUUCUUGUUUUAUGCACUCCUUGCAUCUAUCUACCUCACAACACAAGGUCUACCCAAUAUUGAGUUUCCUAUA